Molecule: messenger RNA, 1319 nt
Organism: Macadamia integrifolia
Lineage: Eukaryota; Viridiplantae; Streptophyta; Magnoliopsida; Proteales; Proteaceae
Product: MADS-box protein JOINTLESS-like
Exons: 9
Coding region: 351-1022 (223 amino acids)
Biological process (GO): positive regulation of transcription by RNA polymerase II
Cellular component (GO): nucleus
Molecular function (GO): RNA polymerase II cis-regulatory region sequence-specific DNA binding; protein dimerization activity; DNA-binding transcription factor activity, RNA polymerase II-specific
Source: RefSeq, a predicted model, not a curated record
GUUUAACUAUAAAAAGGGUUUUUUCUCUUCUCAAUAUGUUCUCUUCUCACUUUCACAUUCAGACACACGAGCAUCAUCACGAACACCCAGACUGACCCACACAUCCUCUUUCUCUCUCUUAAAGCCAUUGGUUGGCGGGCUUCUGAUGUUGUAAUCGGAAAUACCACCGGAAAAACUGAACAAAACCAGAUAGAAACGGCCAAUCUCCAUCUCUCCUUCUUUCUCUCUCGAUUAAGUUUACACUUUUCCGAACUCGUAUUGGUGGGUAUCUCAGUGCUUUCUUUCCUUUCACUUGGAUCAAUUUUUUUCUUUAUUGAUUUUUUUUCUCUCCAUUUCUCAAAGAAAUAAGAAUGGCGAGAGAGAAAAUUCAGAUUAAAAAGAUCGAUAACGCGACGGCGAGGCAGGUUACUUUCUCGAAAAGAAGAAGAGGGCUUUUUAAGAAGGCUGAGGAACUCUCCAUCCUUUGCGAUGCUGAAGUCGCUCUCAUUAUUUUCUCCUCAACUGGAAAGCUCUUCGAGUAUGGUAGCUCAAGUAUCAAGGACACAGUGGAUAGGCGUAGUCUGCAUUCUAAGAACCUCCAAAAACUGAACGAACCUUCCCUUGAGCUGCAGCUAGAGAACAGCACCUAUGCCAGGUUGAGCAAGGAAGUUGCUGAGAAGAGCCAUCAACUGAGGAGAAUGAGGGGAGAAGAUCUGCAGUGGUUAAGUAUAGAGGAAUUGCAGCAGCUAGAGAAAUCCCUCGAAACCGGAUUGGGUCGUGUGAUAGAAAGAAAGGGUGAAAGAAUUAUUGAGGAGAUCAGCACACUCCAGAGAAAGGGAUCACAAUUGGAGGAGGAGAAUGAGCGAUUGAGACAGCUGGUGAACAUGUCUAAAGGCCAUUUCCUUGUCCCUCAUGAAUCUGAAAACAUAAUCUAUGAAGAAGGCCAAUCAUCAGAAUCUGUUACUAAUAUCUGUAGCUCUGUUGGUCCACCUCAAGAUUCUGACAGUUCUGAUACGUCUCUGAAGCUGGGGUUAGGAAUUUGAAGGACGGUGCUGGUGGAAAUUAUCAAAUUACUGUAAUUGCAAAAGGGGAAGGCUCUAAAUUCUCUAUGUUCCCUUAAAGUGAAGCUAGUGUUUUUUCUUUUCCUCCUUUUUCCGAAAAGAAUGCAAACAAGUAUCUAUAUUGCUAUCCAACCAAUCAAAAUUACAGUAUGGCUAGUCUUCUUACAGUAGAAUCUUUGUUGUAUGUAUUGAAAAAAAAGAGAGAGCAUAUUCGCUUCUUUAUGGGGGAAUAUCUGUGUGCGAUAAUAAUUCAGUUAAUGCAUGGGGCACUGAUGUCAA